Molecule: messenger RNA, 1502 nt
Organism: Diatraea saccharalis (sugarcane borer)
Lineage: Eukaryota; Metazoa; Arthropoda; Insecta; Lepidoptera; Crambidae
Source: the annotation of a GenBank genome assembly
CAUGUCAAUGUGUCACUGUCAUAAAAUGGAAUGUCAAAUUUGACGAUUUUUUUUUUUAAUCAUUCUCGUGUCAUUCUAUUGUGUCGCAGAUUGACGAUUUACGCCUACAUUUUUUAAAGUUUGUUUCUAAUAUCUGUUGAAUAAUUUUCAUAGACUGCAAGCAAUUUAAAGCUACUGCAGUAGUGAUACAAGAAUUCCGUAUCUAAUCUUAAUUAAUCAUUGUUGUCUGAGAACUCUAGCAAAAGAUCAAAGAAGUUUUAGUUUAGAACCCUUGACCCAAUACAACUUUGUCAACAUGAAGAAAAAGGUGAAUAUUGUGAUAAAAUAUUAUUAAGUUGGAUCUGUAUUUUAAAGACACAUUUCGUAACUAUUUAUGUUAAAAUAUGUCUUAUUUUCGUAUUUUUUCGUUAGGUGCUAUUGAUGGGCAAAAGUGGUUCAGGAAAAACCAGUAUGAGGUCCAUAAUAUUUGCAAACUAUAUAGCAAGGGACACCAGGCGCUUAGGAGCUACAAUUGAUGUGGAACAUUCACAUGUCCGUUUCCUUGGAAACUUGGUUCUAAAUCUGUGGGACUGUGGAGGCCAAGAAGCGUUUAUGGAGAACUACUUUGCUUCCCAAAGGGACAAUAUUUUCCGUAAUGUAGAAGUUUUAAUAUAUGUAUUUGAUGUUGAAAGCCGAGAAAUGGAAAAAGAUAUGCACUAUUAUCAGUCCUGUUUAGAAGCUAUUCUCCAGAACUCUCCAGAAGCUAGAAUAUUCUGUUUAGUGCAUAAAAUGGACUUAGUCUCAGAGGAUCAAAGGGAUGAUAUAUUUAGAGAAAGGGAAGAAGACCUGAAAAGGUUAUCCAAACCUCUGGAGUGCACAUGCUUUAGAACCAGUAUAUGGGAUGAAACUUUAUAUAAGGCAUGGUCCAGUAUAGUAUAUAAGUUAAUACCUAAUGUUAAAGCACUAGAAUCAUCUCUAAAACAGUUUGCAGCUAUAGUAGAUGCAGAUGAGGUGUUACUAUUCGAGCGGGCGACGUUCUUGGUAGUGUCGCACUGUCAGCGGCGGCCGCACCGCGACGCGCACCGUUUCGAGAAAGUGUCCAACAUCGUUAAACAGUUCAAGCUAUCGUGUUCCAAACUAGCCGCACAGUUCCAAAGCAUGGAGGUCCGUAACAGUGUAUUCGCCGCGUUCAUAGACGGCUUCACUAGCAACACUUACGUUAUGGUGGAAAUGUCCGAUCCCAAGAUACCAUCGGAAGCGACGCUGAUCAACAUCAGAAAUGCAAGGAAACACUUUGAGAAACUAGAGAAGGUGUCUUCUUCAGCGCCUAGUCAGUACCAAUGAGCGAGGGAAGUACGGAUUAGUUAAUUUAUACAUUUUUUUAAGUGCUUAGCAUUACUUACGCUGAUGCGUACGAGCGGAGUACACUGCGAUUUUAGUGGUGUAAAGUUAAUUUCGUAACGUUGUUUCUUACAAUGAAAAUUGUUUUAACAGAAAUUGUGUAAAUUACUCUUGAUGUCCGU